Messenger RNA from Drosophila busckii, 821 nucleotides. RefSeq names its product splicing factor 3B subunit 6 (gene Sf3b6). Gene Ontology annotation, molecular function: mRNA binding. The coding region runs from base 263 to 628 and encodes 121 amino acids. Gene Ontology annotation, cellular component: ribonucleoprotein complex; nucleus; cytoplasm. NCBI's taxonomy places the organism in Eukaryota, Metazoa, Arthropoda, Insecta, Diptera, Drosophilidae. The transcript has 3 exons. The record is from RefSeq and is a predicted model, not a curated record.
CAAAAAUUAGAAAUAUCUUUAUUGUACAGCACUGUAACUAAAAAAUACUUAUUCUUCACUUGCGAUAGCUAUCGAUAAGAACGGUCCCCGUGCAAUUUGUUGUUUUCGCUAAUGUUUUGGGUUUGAGGCAAAAAAGCCAGACGCAGACACAUUAUUUUAAACAAAGGACCACAGGACAUUCAUCCCAGGGUCAACCGACAGCCAGGUCAAGUGAAAGUUCUCGUCUCGUGCAGUCGCAUUUUAAGAACAGUAGCGACCAGUCAUGAACAAGCGCAACAACAUACGGCUACCGCCUGAGGUAAAUCGUCUUUUAUAUGUGCGAAAUUUGCCAUAUAAAAUAACAUCAGAUGAAAUGUACGAUAUAUUUGGCAAAUUUGGAGCCAUACGGCAAAUCAGAGUUGGGAAUACGCCAGAGACUCGUGGCACUGCCUUUGUUGUCUACGAGGAUAUAUUUGAUGCCAAAAACGCUUGCGACCAUUUAUCCGGCUUUAACGUGUGCAAUCGCUAUCUGGUCGUCCUCUAUUAUCAAUCCAACAAAGCCUUCAAGCGCGUGGAUGUAGACAAAAAGCAAGAGGAGCUCAACAACAUCAAAUCCAAGUACAAUUUAAAGACGCCUGAAGCGCCCUAAAGUUCUAUGAUACUUUCCACAAAUUUCACAAAUUUUAAUUUCUCAAUACUUGUAGAAUUUUUAAAGUCAUUUUGUAUCAUCAUUUUAAGACUCACCCAAUCACUCAUCAUCAUGCAUCAACACAAAUCAAAUCAAACUAUUGCAAAUUUAAGCAAAUUUCAAUUAAAAUUGCAAUAGUUUAAACAUCAUUAAA